AUGGCUACGGCAGUCUCUCAGGGGGCCGCUGGCAACAACGCCUUCAAGGACAAGGAGAAGCCUAUGGCUGUGCGGACGUCCAACAUUCUGGCCGCUAGAGCCGUCGCCGAUGCCAUCAGAACGUCUUUGGGACCUAGAGGAAUGGAUAAAAUGAUCCAAACACCCAAGGGCAACACGAUUAUCACCAACGAUGGAAACACUAUGUUGAAGGAUAUGAGCGUUAUGCAUCCCGCAGCCCGGAUGCUCGUCGACCUGAGUGCCGCUCAGGAUGUUGAGGCUGGUGACGGAACUACAUCGGUUGUCGUAAUCGCAGGAAGCUUGCUGGGUGCUGCAGAGCGUCUCUUGUCCAAGGGCAUCCACCCCACCGUCAUCUCGGAGUCAUUCCAAAGAGCUGCAGCCGCAGCCGUCGAGAUCCUUCACAACAUGUCCCGCCCUAUCAGCCUGGUCGACCGUUCCACUUUACUCCAGGCGGCCUCUACGUCUCUUUCAUCGAAAAUUGUCUCGCAGCACUCCGGCCUCCUUGGCCCUAUGGCCGUCGACUCGGUGCUGAAGGUCGUGGAUCCUAAGACUGCUGAGAACGUUGACCUCAGGAAUAUCCGGAUUGUUAAGAAGGUUGGCGGCACAAUUGAAGAUAGUGAGAUGAUUGAUGGUUUGGUGUUGAACCAGUCCGUUAUCAAGAGCAGUGGCGGUCCCACAAGAAUUGAGAAGGCCCGGAUAGGUCUGAUUCAGUUCCAGCUAAGCCCGCCCAAGCCUGAUAUGGAGAACCAGAUUGUCGUCAACGACUACCGCCAGAUGGACAAGAUCCUCAAGGAGGAGCGUCAGUACCUUCUCAACAUGGUUAAGAAGAUCCAGAAGACGAAGUGUAACGUCCUCCUUAUUCAGAAAUCCAUUCUCCGUGAUGCUGUGAACGACCUCUCCCUCCACUUCCUCUCUCGUCUCAAGAUCCUUGCCAUCAAGGACAUCGAGCGUGAUGAAGUUGAGUUCCUGUGCAAGAGUCUUGGCUGCAAGCCCGUCGCCAACGUCGACUCUUUCACCGAGGACAAGCUGGGCACUGCUGACCUCGUGGAGGAGGUUCAGUCCUCCGGGGCCCGCUAUGUCAAGAUCACCGGCAUCAAGUCCGCCCCUACCACCAACCAGACCGUGUCGAUCGUCGCUCGCGGUGCCAACAACCUCAUCCUGGACGAGGCGGAGCGUUCCCUGCACGACGCCCUCUGUGUCAUCCGCUGCUUGGUCAAGAAGCGCGCCCUUAUUGCCGGUGGUGGAGCACCCGAAAUCGAAGUCGCCCAGACCCUCGCAAAGCGCGCCCGUGAGCUCACCGGCACAGAGGCUAUCUGCUGGAAGGCCUUUGCGGAUGCGAUGGAAAUCAUCCCCACCACGCUGGCUGAGAAUGCCGGUCUCAACUCCAUCAAGGUGGUUACCGACUUGCGUCACCGCCACGCCCAAGGUCAGCACAACGCCGGUGUCAGCAUCCGUAGCGGCGGUGUGAAGGACGAUAUCACCGAGGAGAACAUCCUGCAACCUCUUUUGGUGAGCACCAGCGCGAUCGAACUCGCCGCUGAGACCGUUAAGAUGAUCAUGAGAAUUGAUGACAUUGCCUUGUCGAGGUGA
Molecule: messenger RNA, 1608 nt
Organism: Aspergillus oryzae RIB40
Lineage: Eukaryota; Fungi; Ascomycota; Eurotiomycetes; Eurotiales; Aspergillaceae
Product: chaperonin-containing T-complex subunit CCT4
Exons: 7
Coding region: 1-1608 (535 amino acids)
Biological process (GO): protein folding
Cellular component (GO): chaperonin-containing T-complex
Molecular function (GO): ATP hydrolysis activity; ATP-dependent protein folding chaperone; ATP binding
Source: RefSeq, a predicted model, not a curated record